Molecule: messenger RNA, 3870 nt
Organism: Odocoileus virginianus texanus
Lineage: Eukaryota; Metazoa; Chordata; Mammalia; Artiodactyla; Cervidae
Product: KIAA0040 ortholog
Source: RefSeq, a predicted model, not a curated record
AUAAAGUAACGUUACUAUCCUUAGUUUUUCUGCUUGCCCGGCAGCCUUGGGAGAGUGCUGGACCCAUUGUUCAGAGGUCUGGGUGUUCAUCACAGCUUUGUGUGUGAUAAGAAACACACAUGUGAUUCUGUGUCACCUCACAGACAGGUCACCUCACCACUCUAGGCCUCAGAUUCUGCAUCUUUAAAUGAGACAGCUGGUCAGGAUGAUUUCUAAGCUCUCCAGCCUGAAAAUCAAUGACUUUUCAAUCUUUGGCUCCUGAACAAUGUUUAAUGCCAAGAGGUCUCUUAAAUUCCUUUGACUCAUGCCUGUCCUCUGAGUCUUGUUUAGACCCAAGAACCUGUGGAUUCCAGAACUGAAGGCUCCUCUAAGAUCUUACACUUGGGAGCUGAGGCCUGAGAUACAUGUGGUGCUAUCUGUGGUCUAUCCAAACCCAGAGCUGGAAGAGAACUAAGUUCGAAGUGGACAAGCCUGCAUCUUCUCACAUCCUGCCCUUGUGGGUGAGCUAAGGGGCUUCUCUGGCCCAGUCUAGCCAGGCAUCAUGGAGAAAAUCAGCAUGUUCUUCAGCGCCAUCUGGGACAUCAUCUCUACCAAACACCAGGAGGGCCUCUUCAACAGCAUCUGCCUAGGUAUCCUCCUGGGUCUGCCCCUCCUGGUGAUCAUCACCUUCCUCUUCAUCUGCUGUCACUGCUGCUGGAACCGGCCAGCUGAACAUGGCCAACAGCCAGAGCAAACCAAGGGGAAGAAGAAGAAGAAGAAGAAGGCGGCUGAAGAAGACCUCUGGAUCUCUGCCCAGCCCAAGCUUCUCCAGAUGGAAAAGAGGCCAUCCCUGCCUGUCUAGCUAGGCAGAGGGCAGCGGUGUCCUUCCUUGGGAGCUCAGCUGCCUUCCAACCACACCCAAUGUGGGGAGCAGAAAUCCCUGCAGUGAUGUGCUCAUGUUCACAGAAGAACUACCCAACUAAGGAGCAACCCUCAGACUGAGUGUCCCUCGGGGCAGGCCUUCCCAGGGAGCACGUGGACAAGUCUUGGGCGCUUUCUCAGCAUCUGUGUGUCCAAUAGCAAUGCUCUUUACUGCAGACUCAGGCAUGCCUUCCACCCAUCUCUGGCACAUUCCGUAUGCAAAAGCACAAGGAACAUUUAUUCAUACUUCUUGACAGAUCUCCCAAAUGCACACAUGCACAACACCACAGGUACCCAGGCAAGUAUAUUCUGUUCAUCAACUGGUCACUGAAUGUCUACUUUGCACAAGUCCCUAAAUGAGGCAGUUCAUUGUCUGCUCUUGGAAAAACAUCUCAUAGGAAGGCCUGGCAGAUCCAGGCCCACAUGCACAAUUAUAUAACAAGAGAAGCCUAUGUGCUGUCAAUGCCAUACACCACUCAGGUUAGAGAUGAAUGCUCUUCUGUUCCUGUCCCUACAUAACCUUUUACUGGAAAUCUUCAUAGCUGGACAUUCCAGCCAUCUGGUAUACCCCCAUUCCCAUAUAUUGAUACAGACAUGCCAAGUUCCUGUGCUUCUGGCCUCUCACCUGGGAGGAAAAGUUGAAAAAUCAAAAGCUAUCAUCUUACAACUCAUCACCACUGAUGGGUGUUUAAUGGCAUCCAAGACUUCUCUUUGAGAUGCUACCCCCAGCAAGCCUUCCUUCUCCAAGCAAGAACAAAUGGCUUCUGGCCAUCUUCAUGGCCAGGUUUAUGCCGUCCACUUCAGUGGACUGCCAUUGUGCACCUGUGCAAUGUAUGUUUCACAGAUGGAAAUGGGAUGCUACCCCUGAGCUAGGGCUCUCCUAUGAACCCAGAGGUUUUCAGCAGGGAAGGAAUUAAGACAAUCACUGGUACAGUCUCGCAGAAGGCACACUGGAAACAAUUACAUAAGGGUAUCGUGGAGGCAUGGCAUGUUGCAGACGUGGUGCAGAAGUUACAGUUUAAAUGAAAGUAGGACGAAGCUAUUGAGAGAUUUAUUAAUAUUUAUCUUGAAGCUCAGGCUAGUGCCCUGCACACAGUCGGUACUCACAACUGUCUGUGGAUGCUGUCAGAUAUGUGAUGCUAUUAAGGGUAAACUUGAAAUACCUCACCAAGUCCCCAAGUGACCUUCUCUUCCAAGUGAGCCCAUUAAUUGCUACAACAGGUGGAAGUUGGGUAUUGAAUUCUGAAUAAGGAGGAUGCAUGCAGGGCCAAGGUUUGGGUUGACAAUUUGCCCUGAGAUCCAUAAGGACAUGUAAGCUGGGUCCAUGGUUAGCUGAGCAGGGCAUCUCCCCACAUUCUGGGCUGAGUUUGGGAGGCUGAAUUAAUCCACUCACAGGGUGAACUGUGUGGUAUGUUGAUUGUCUGUGACCAUAGCACAAAAAUGGAUAAUUCCCCACGUGGGAGCAGGUUGUGCUCUCAAAGUUCAUUUGCACCUCUGCAGGGUAGCUCUCUUGAAAUAUUUUCAGACUGAAGCUGUUCUAAAUGAUGGUGAAAUUGCAAUUUCAUUAAUAAUAUAGCUAAGCUAUGAUAUUUAUAGAAGCAAAAGCUAAAUUCUCUAACAUUGUUUCCUGGAAAAUAUCCUCUGCUCACUUGGGGCAGCUGGUAGUCACCCGCCUUUCAGGCAAACUCCAGGUCUAGUCCUGUGGAGGUAAGGUGCCUGCUGGCAACUGCUGCACCAAGACCUUCUAAUGGAAUACCCUGUUAAACAUAUUGCAGGCCUGCUUUUAUUUUAAAACCCGCCCUGUUCCCCCUUCUUGCCCUAAAUGGGCCUAAAUACCCCAGGCACUCAGGCCCCUCAGGCAUAAACCUGUUUGACCAGAGAAAGAAGCACCCUCUGACGCUCUGUCCCCUUGUCCUGGAACAUCUGGCCCUCCCCUACACCUCCCAGAAUGACUUGCCAUCUCCCCACACCUCCCACUGCCCAGCAGGCUGAGUUGCUUAUUGUCUCCAACUCUCAGCAGCCCCUCAAAUGGAGGACUUGGGGGGGAUGGAGAGGCUGACGGCUGAAACUGGUGUCAGAUACAAUCUAGGAGAGCCGAUCUGUGGGAUCACGGAACCAUACAAGUGCCAUAGUUGUCAUGGCAACCAGCUGCUAGUCUGAAUUAAGACAGCAGUCCGUCGUCAUCACCCACGACAAGGCCUCUAUCUCCAGGUGCAGUGCCCACCAUCUCCUAUCUGAAUGUAUCUGCUCCACCUCCAGGUGUGAACACCCAGAAACACACUUCUCGGUUGCUUCCAUAACCCAGGUUUGGAAAGCCAAAUGCUUGAAAGGGGCAUCUCUUCUUUCCCAUCCAGCCUCCUCAACAACCUUCACUGGAGUACCCAGAACAGUGCCCAGUGAGUGAGAGGCCCUCAGACUUUGCUGAAUAAGUGUGUGUGUCAAAGAAGCAAAAAGCAAUUAUUGGAGUCCACUGCCUUUCCUUCCCACUUCAUUGUCAUCCUCCUCUCCCCUGUUUUCUUCUCCCAUUCCCCUCUCUGUCUCGAGGCACCACCCUGGCUCCAUCCCUCUCUAUCUUCACUGCUCCUUCCCACCCUCUGUCCCAGAACUACCACUGGCAGCCAGGGUUUCCUUAGGACUGGAGCCACCUUGUGGGGGUGGGGAUAGGCUAACAGAGGGCAAAAGGGAUGGCAAAGAGAGGCCUCCUAAACCAGCCCAGGCCUGGAGGAGGAGCCCCCAUGCUCAGGACUUCUGAACAAUCAGAAGAGGUCUUUCUCCCAACUGCUCAAGGGAUUCGCUUUGGGUUUCUUGGGGGGCGGCGGGAGGAGGGGAAGAUAUAGAGAAAGGACAGUCACCUUUUCAAGAAGAAUAUAAAUGGUCCAUGUUGUAUAGCAUUUGUCAGUGUUUUUUUUUUUUCCUGGAAAAUUUAAAUGCACCAAGAGAAGAUUUUAUUUAAAUAAAAUACUUUGAAAC